AUGUUACAAUGUCACAUUCAAGAUAAAGUCUUUGGUUAUAAACUUUCUUUUGCAAUAAGGGAGACUCUUGCAGAAUAUCUUGUAUUUGUAUAGACGAACAGCACCAUUUGUCACACAAGGUGCAAAUCUUUUGUAUUUUCUUAACACAGAUUCAGUUUCUUGUUAACCAUGAGAAAGCUUUAAGAAUUAAAUACGUCAAUGUUAACGCAUAUAUGAUUUUUUCUCUUUGUUGACGUUGCAACAUUUCGAGUUCGAUAGCCAUUACUCGACGAUUUAAUUUUCCUACUUGUCGACGUAAAUGUUGUAUCUCUUCAUUAGGUGGAAGAGAAACAUUAAGUGCGUUAUAUAAGGGUGUUUGUUCUCUAGAAAAAAAUUAUACAUUCUCAAAAAGAGGGUAAUAUAGAGAAUGGACCAAUAGCUUUAAUUAUUCCAUGUUUCAUAAAAUGACAAGUUUCCAGAUUUUAAAUAAUUACUGAUUACAAUAUUAUAUCGAUACAAAUGUAUUUGUAAUAUCUAUUAUGACGUAUUUUAGUUUUUUUUAUACUAAAUUAUUAAUGAGAUAGUUGAAAUUAUUGAAACAUUUGUUAUUUUAAAACAUAGAGAGGUAUAGUAUAUAAAAAGUAAGGAUAUCCUUGAAAUGUUUGAAAACAUUACAAAAGAAAAAAAAAAUACACAUUAUGACUUUCCUCAUACUAUAAGUCAUACUACAAGUCUUUUCAUAUUUCUAAAAAUAACAGAAAUAAUUAAAAUCAGUUAUUGGUCUACUUGGUGUAUAUAAUUUUAUAUAUAUGGAUUAAAAAGUAUUAGUUAUUAUUACUAGUUAUUACCUAGCAUGCCUAACUAUUUGUGUUUCUGUAGAAUAUUGUGGUUUAGAUACUACUGAUUCCUUAGUUUCUGUUGAGUAUGAAUUUAGUUCUUCAUCAGCUGCCGGAAAAUAAUGGUUAUCCAAUGUCAAAAUCCUUGGUGGAGUCUACCAAUAUAUUAAAAAAGUUGCAAAGUAUUUCAUACAUAUUUCAGAAUAAAAUCGAAUCCAAGAAUGAUUUUUUGAAAUACACAUACAUUUAGCUCCAUUCAAAACUUUCAAAUAUUUACCUGUACCCUAACCAUGCCUGGCUCAGAUGGCAAAACAGCAUUUUCUAAUGUAAUUUCUCUUGGUGGUGCUUUAGUUCCAACAUGUUGUUCUUGUCCUAAAUUUAUUUAAUUAUAUAUAACAUCACUUUCAUUCUUAUAUAUAAGCAAUAACUUUACAAAAUAUAUUUUUAAUGAAGAAACCAACUUAGUUAUAUAACAAUUAAUGAAUGCAUACAUUAAUAUGUGGUAAAAAAUUAUAUAUUUACCAACAACCAAAAUUCUAUCUGGAACAUGCAUUUCGAAUUUCUCUGCUGCAACCACCUGAUUCCAUCCAGAACCAUUUGUAUCUGCUAUUUCUUCAUCCGUGUAGUCGCCACUUACACGAAUGCUUUUUGGUACACGCAUCCUUUUGUUAAUGUCCAAAGUAAAAUUUGGGUCAUAAAAAUUGUCAGCCUCUCCAUUAAAAACAGUAGGACUAUGUGCUUUUGACAUUAUAACUAAAAUAAUUAAAAACAAAAUUCAGACCUGUACUUUUUCACAUUCUUUUUUUUACUAAAUUUGUUAACUUACAAAAUAUAAUAAAUAAUUUAUAUGACUUAUUUUAUAUUCUUACUACGGAAAAUUAAAAAUAAAACGUAAUAAAUGGAAAAAAAGAAGAAAAUGCAAAUUUAUAUUUCACUGUAAAGAACGAAAGUUUGAGAACUUCUUAUCUUUAUUAAUUUAUAAUGAUAAAUAGCCUGGUGAUUGUAGCAAUAAACUGCAUAUGUUUGAUAAUUUUAAAGUACUGUACAAUGACGACACAAAAGACGUACAACUUAAACGUCGUGUAAUAAUAACGAACUAAAAGUAAUUAUGUACCAUAAACUAUGUUUAUUAAUAGUAACUAUUGCAAUAAAUUGUUUUGCGUGCAAAAAGAAAAGGAACACCUCUUUUAAUGCUCGAAUAAUUACCUUCUUGCAACUUUUCGAUCGUUGAACACAAACUCGUCACGUGAAGUUGACAAUAAAUGCCCUAUACGAAAGUUGCAAUUGUGCCAAUCGAGAGUAAUCGAUAACUAGGAAUUUAUCGAUUUCAAUGUAACUCCCGCCAAAAGUGACAAUUUUCUGCCAUUAAAUUCUCGUUCAGGCGUUUUUAUUUUCUUCCAUGUGCGAAUGUUCUUUGACUUUGUUGUCUAGAAUCUAAAUUGAACUGUAUUACGACUCUUUUUAACAUUCCACACCAAGAAUUUAUUUUCGAAAAAUAUGAGUGACACACAAUGUAAGCGUUUCCGAUUAUAUUUUAACUUUAUUUCUACGAUUUUAAAAUUGGACUUGUAUUUCAUUACUUCUAUCGUUUAAUUAUCAAUUAAAUUUGAAUUUGUUCUGUUCUCAAAUGCUUAUUAAAUAUAUUAAAUAUGGCUUCGUUGUUCAAAAAUAUUAUUAUAAAAAAAUUACGAAUAAAAUUUCAAUAUAAAAUUAAAUUUAUAAAGGUUUAUUAAAUUGUGUUAUUCAUAAAUUUAGCAGGUAGAACUAAACGCCAGAAGAUUGAUAAAACUGGAAGGUUGUCAGCUUUAGAAAAAUUGAAGCAAUUAAAAGGUAGUAAACAUAAGUAUGAAAUAGAUGAAUUAGAAAAUGUUUAUGAAGAAGUCGAUGAGAAAGAGUAUACUAAAACUGUGAUAGAAAGGCAAAAUGAUGAUUGGAUUGUUGAUGAUGGAGAAAGUGGUUAUAUUGAAGAUGGUAGAGAAAUUUUUGACGAUGACUUGGAUGAUAAAAGUAUACAAGAAGCAAGAAAGCAUAAAGUUGUGGGUCCUAGAAAAAGUAAAAAAGAUGAUGCUAAAAAGAAAGGAAACAUUCAAAAUAUGUUAAUAAAUAUGUCUUCCAAAAAGAAAACUGGUGCUAAAUUGAAUGAUGAUAAUAUUUUGGGAGAUUUAAUGUCUGAGUUGAAAAAAGAUGAUACGCCAAAGCAAUUGAAAUCAAGAUCUAUUAAAAAUAAAUUUUGUACUACGCCAAAAUUAAGUGAAAAAACUGUAGAAGAAAAGUUGGAAUCAAUUUCUGAAUGUGAAAAAAUACAAUAUGAUGAUGAUGAUGAUGAUACUUUGAUAAUGUUUGAUAAACCAGAAAAGGUAAACAUGCACAAACAAAUGGAAUCAAUGUCCCAAAUAGAGAACAUUACUUCAAAUGAAAAUAGUAGUCAAAUAAUUAUAGAUGAUACUAAUAAUUCAGAAAUCACAACAUUGAGUCUGCAGUCAGAGGAGAGUAAAGAAACAAGCAGCAGUCAAAUAAUUGAAACAGAAACUGAAGAUCUUAGUCAAUUUGUUGGAGAUUUCUCUAUAGAUUUUGAAAAUGACAAUGUUAAUCAGAAUGAAAAAUCAGUGUCACUUAUCAAUAAAGAAAAUAAGGAAAACAAAUCAAGCACUCAAAUGAAAAUGAAAGAUGUUGAGAAAAAAAACUUUGAUUUGGAAAAUUUUAAUGCAACAUUAGACAUUGGAUUUGAAACACAAAUAUCAAAUAUUGAAGUAUCUACUGAUACUACAGAAGUGUCUUUACCACUUGUAACUAAUGCAAAUAACGAAGAAGUAUUCAGAUUUUAUUGGUGGGAUGCAUAUGAAGAUCCAUAUAAACAACCUGGGGUUGUAUAUUUAUUUGGAAAAGUUUUUGUACCCUCAAUAAAAGAAUAUCGUUCUUGCUGUUUAACAGUAAAAAAUAUUCCACGAAGAAUUUAUCUUCUUCCUAGAGUAUAUAUAAAAUCGACAGAAAAUGAUGAGAAAGAACGACUAAAUACGAUAGAAGAUGUAUAUAAAGAAUUUAAUCAAUUUGCAAACAAGUUAGGAAUAAAGGAAUUCCGUAGCAGCAAAGUUUCCAAAAAUUAUGCUUUUGAACAAGAAGGUACUCCAGCAAAAUCGGAUUAUUUGGAAGUAAGAUAUUCUACAAGUUAUCCACCUGUACCCUCUAAUUAUUCUGGACCGUCAAUAGAACGUGUUUUUGGAACAACAAUAAAUUCUUUAGAGUUAUUUCUAAUUGAAAGAAAUAUUAAGGGACCAUGUUGGUUAGAUGUUAAGUGUCCAUUACCUACUGGUGUACAAACUAGUUGGUGCAAAAUAAAGGUAAAUUGUAUGAAGAUGGAGAAUAUAUCUGUUUUCUCCGACUUUCAAACAUUGCCACCGUUAGUGAUGACAACAUUAAAUAUACGAACUUCUUUCAAUACAAAAUUACAACAAAAUGAAAUAGUUAUGAAAUUUGAAACAGAAACGGAUUUACUUGAAGAACUAUUAAAAAUAAUAAAUACUGCAGAUCCAGAUUUGUUGAUUGGAUAUGAUUGUGGUUUUCAAUUUGAUAUUUUAAUGCAAAGAAUGAUUACAUUGAAGGUUUCAAAUUGGAGCAGAUUUGGAAAACUAAGACGUUCUGCACCACCUCUAAUAAAAGGAAAGAUAAACUUAAAUCAAGCAGCAGCUGGUCGACCUAUCUGUGACAUACAAGUUUCAGCUAAAGAAUUAAAUCUCAAAGUUAGAAGUUAUGAUUUGCAAUCUCUUUGCAUAGCGGUAUUAAAGAAAAAAGAAAAUGAAUGUAAGGAAAUAAAAUCUAAUAAAUGUAUAUUAUUUUAUAGUACUCUGAAUAAAAUAGAUAACUUAAUUAAAAUAACAUUGACAGAAGGAUUAUAUAUUUUAUCUAUUGUUUUUGAACUUAAUGUUCUUCCACUUGUAUUACAAAUUACAUGUAUUGCUGGAAAUGUUAUAUCAAGAACAUUAACAGCAGGACGCGCAGAAAGAAACGAAUAUUUAUUAUUGCAUGCAUUUCAUUUGAAAAAUUAUAUAACACCUGAUAAACGUAUUACAAAAAAGGGAAAAGAUAAUGAAGAAAACACUAGUAAAAAGAAAGCGGCUUAUGCUGGUGGCCUAGUUCUUGAUCCAAAAAAGGGAUUUUAUGAUAAACUCAUUUUAUUAAUGGACUUUAAUUCUUUAUAUCCCAGUAUAAUUCAAGAAUACAAUUUAUGUUUUAGUACUGUACCUGGAGCUGCAUAUGCUGAGUAUGAGGAUUUAUCAAUUCCUGAAUCAAAUUUAGAAUUUGGAAUAAUUCCAACUGAAAUUUGUAAAUUAGUUGAAAGUAGAGUAGAAGUGAAAAAACUGAUGAAAACACCAAACAUUUCACCUGAAUUGAAGAUGCAAUAUAAUAUUCGACAGUUGGCUUUAAAACUUACAGCAAAUUCUAUGUACGGUUGUUUGGGUGCAACUCAUUGUAGAUUUUAUGCUAAAGGACUUGCUGCCUUGGUUACAGCAAAAGGUCGAGAAAUUUUGCAACAUACAAAAAACCUCGUUGAAAAAUUGAAUUAUGAAGUUAUAUAUGGAGACACUGAUUCCAUAAUGAUAAAUACAAGUUUAUUAGAUUACGAUGAAGUUUUUUCUGUUGGAAGAAAGAUAAAACAGGAAGUUAAUAAAUUAUAUAAACGAGUAGAAUUAGAUAUUGAUGGUGUAUUCCGUUAUUUGUUGCUAUUACAAAAAAAGAAGUAUGCUGCAGUUAUAAUGACAAAAUUACCUAAUGGACAAAUAGAAUUAACACAAGAACAUAAAGGUUUAGACAUUGUGCGAAGAGAUUGGUGUCAAUUAGCUUGUGAUGUUGGAAAAAAAAUUUUGGACCAUCUUCUUUCUGAUAAAUUGUGUGAUGAUAGAAUAGAACAAAUUUUCAGUAUGUUACAUGAUGUUGCACAAAAUGUUCGUGAAAAUCAAGUUCCUUUAUCUUCUUUGAUCAUUACGAAACAAUUAUCAAAAAAUCCAAAUGAAUAUCCAGAUACUAAGCAAGCUCAUGUCCAAGUAGCUUUGAGAUUAAAUAAAGAAGGUGGUAGAAUGUGGAAAGCUGGAGACACUAUCCCUUAUAUUAUAUGCGAUGACGGAACAGAAAAAUCUGCAACUGAAAGAGCGUAUCAUAUUGAUGAAUAUAAAAAGAGUGACUCUUUAAAAAUAGAUGUUAAUUACUAUUUACUAAGUCAAGUUUUUCCUAUUAUUUUACGAAUUUGCGAACCAAUUGAAGGAAUUGAUGAUGUUUUGUUAGCUAAAUGCUUAGGUUUGGAAAAUAUUUAUAAAUCUAGAAGAAUAAUACAUCAAGAACAUGGUGAUAUACCACUAUUAAUGGAAGAGGAUAGAUUUAGGUAUUGCCUUCCUUUAAAAUUUAAUUGUAGAAACGAGAAAUGUCAAUCAGAAAUUAUAAUUAAAAAUAUUGUAAACGAAGAGUUUGGAAAUCAAUUGUCACUUGCUUCCUGUUCAAAUCCAGGCUGUAAGGUACAACCAUGGACAUAUGCUAAUACAAUACAAAAUGCGGUGACACUUGCAAUACGAGAAUUAAUUAACGAAUAUUAUAAUGGAUGGUUAGAAUGUGAAAAUCCAACAUGUGGUGAUCAAACACAAGAGAUACCAUUAGAUUUUGAGCCAAUAUAUCCAACUUGCAGAAAAUGUAAUGAUGGUGAAUUACACAGAGUUGUAAGUUAAAAAGUUUAUCACUGUUUUUAAAUAUUUUGAAUAUAUUAAAAACUAAAAUAUUGUUUAAAGUUCACAGAUACAAAACUUUAUAAUCAAAUGUGUUUUUAUCUCCAUCUUUUUGAUGUAACUCAGUCAAAAUAUAAAAGUAAGUAUCUAUAUUUUUCUUUUUUUUUGUCUAGAAAGAUAACCAACUGAUUAUAAAAUAAUUUAUUGUUAGGUUUGUUAUCUCAGUGUCCGCAAGGUAUGAGAGAAGCAUAUGAUUCGUUAAAAGAAGCAAUAGAAAAAAUUUUAAGGCGAAAUGCAUUUUCUGUUGUGUGUUUGGAUACAAUCUUUUCAAAUAAUGAUGAACAAGAAGAAAAAUCAAAUUUAUAUACAGGUACUUUAGAAAUAUCAGAUGGACUGGAUGAUGAAGAAGUGGUAAGUAAUUUAUAUUUAAAAAAAUAUUAUAUAAUUUUUUAUAAUAAUAUAAUUGUAAUUUUAAUUUUUCUGUUUCAGUAAAUAUGCAGUGAUCACGAAAAAUAUACUAUAAGUAACUAUAUUAACUAUAGACUAUAGAUAAUAGAAUAAAUGUUUUUAUGUAAGUAUAUAUUAUUAAAUUUGAUAUUUUUUAUACUUUAAUUUUAUUUGUUAUUCUAUCUUACAAAAAUUAUAACGUAAAUAUUACAAGCAAUUAAAAAGCGUCUUAAGAAUAUUUUUUUAAUAUUUUAUUUUAAAGUAUCUAA
This is a messenger RNA of Heterotrigona itama, 7239 nucleotides long. Lineage: Eukaryota; Metazoa; Arthropoda; Insecta; Hymenoptera; Apidae. The record is from the annotation of a GenBank genome assembly.